CCGUGCCCGCCUGGCCCCGCCGCGUCCCGGCAGCGGCGGCCUCGCAGAGCGGCACAUGGCGGCCCUGCGCACCCUCCUGCUCCUCGGGCUGCUCCUCACGGCGCGGGGGCAGAGGGCGGCACAGAGACGGCGGCCGCCCCGUCCCCAGAGUCCGCUGGAGAAGGUGGUGGCUCAGGAGGGGCUCAGCCUCCAGCAGCUCUCAGGGAAGUGGUUCCUGGUCGGCAUGGCCUCCCACUGCAGCUACCUGGCAGAGCACAGCCACCAGCUGGAGGCCACGAUGGUGACGGUGACCGUCCUGGAUGGGCAGAGCCUGGCCAUCAGCACCUUCAGGAAGCUGGACAGGAUGUGCUGGGAGAUCAGGCAGCACUACCUUCCCGCGCAGGCCCCCGGACGCUUCCUGCUGAAGGGCCGUAGGAAAAGCAGUAAGGUGGAUGUGGUGGUGGGUGAGGCCGACCCCAGCAGCUUCACCAUCCUCUAUUACCAGAAGGGCCACAGCAUCUCUGUUAAGCUCUAUGGACGGACCAGCCUGGUCAGUGAUGCCGUCGUGGACAAGUUUGAGCAGCACGUCAGGGCUGUGGGUCUGAGUGAGGAUGUGACCUACUACUUCCCCACCUACGGGUUUUGUGACUCUGCAGAUGAGUUUCACAUCCUUGAUGAAACGAAGCUGUAGGUGCAGACGGAGUUGCCACGGGGUCCCAGACCUCAGCCCUCACCUCAGCCAGCUGCCCAUGGCCACACAGGUCUGAGCCACACUUUCAUCAGCUCCCACUGCUGCUCUACAGCUUGGAGUCAGCCCUGGGGCUCCUCAGCCCCUCCAGCUGUGCUGGCAGCUGCGUCUGUCCUUGUCCUGUGCCCCCCAGCUUGUGUCCCCCCUCUGCUCUGUGCCCCACUCUCCUGCAGCAGCCAGCAGCACCCCAAUAAAUGCCUCAGAGAAGA
Molecule: messenger RNA, 936 nt
Organism: Corvus hawaiiensis (hawaiian crow)
Lineage: Eukaryota; Metazoa; Chordata; Aves; Passeriformes; Corvidae
Gene: C8G
Product: complement C8 gamma chain
Exons: 7
Coding region: 56-670 (204 amino acids)
Biological process (GO): complement activation
Cellular component (GO): membrane attack complex
Source: RefSeq, a predicted model, not a curated record